This is a messenger RNA of Ogataea haglerorum, 1881 nucleotides long. RefSeq lists its product as uncharacterized. Bases 1 to 1881 code for a protein of 626 amino acids. Gene Ontology annotation, molecular function: nucleic acid binding. The transcript has a single exon. Lineage: Eukaryota; Fungi; Ascomycota; Pichiomycetes; Pichiales; Pichiaceae. The record is from RefSeq and is a predicted model, not a curated record.
AUGUCUUUGGGCGAGUUCUACGCCGACGAGAGUCUAGGCGGAUCCUGGGCCGACGAUGACAUAGAUAUCAAUUCGAUCGCCGUGUCGCUCCACAAACCAGAGCCGUCCAAUUACUUCAAUCGCAGCGACCAAGGCUCCUUCGGCCGCGGCAAUGGGUAUGGUUCAUAUUUAUCGGGUAUGGGUGGAGACCAUAUGUUCAAUGGCCGUGGAGGGAGGAACGAUGCGAUGCUUCGCAACUUGAAGCCUCCCUUUAUUGCAAAGCUCACUAAUCUCCCCGAAAGAGCUACCGGCAGGCUUGUAUCUGACUUGUUCAAAUCCAGAUUUACUCAAUUUGAAAAAUGCAAGGUGCUGAAGGACCCGCACCCUUCUGCCCCACGAUUUAAUACCUCUUCGUCUGGCAAAGUGGAACGCAAAUGUGCUUAUGUGCAGCUUCCCAGCGUACGCGAAUUACAGAAAGUGCUAAAGUGGAACGACGUGUUUAUCGACAGACUGAGAAUCGCUGUGGAGGUGGCUGAUUUCCAGGAUUUCGUGGACGUGCAAAAAUACAAUAAGGAGAUUGGGUACGACGACGAGGAAGAGGAGAAGAAACAGGCACACAGCGAAAAAGCUCCAGUGGAAAAGCGCAAGAUUGCUACGCGGCCCGUGAAUGGCCAAGAAGCCGCUCCCGUGGGAUCACCUUCCCCCGUCUCGUCGGCAGGGCAAUCAAAACCCAAACCUAAUCCUUUUGGAAAUGCAAAACCUGUUGACACAGCCAGCAAGCUUCUGGCGCUCGAAAACCAAGAGAAGACUUUGGCUGCAGCCAAACCAGUCUCACAACCAAAAUCAAAUCCGUUUGGUGCUGCCAAACCCGUUGACGUUCUCUCGAAGCAAUUAGAGAUUGAAAAGAAAUUACAGGAUCUAGCCAUUAACAGUACGACGUUCAAGACGAUAGCUGGCGCUGAGAAGGAGCAGGAAAAAGAGAGAUCUCUGUCUCCUAAGAAGAAGCACCAGCCACGGUCACAAGACAGUGUGACUGCUAAGAUACAAGCCGGCAAGAGCUCCAGACCGGACAGCAGAGCCCGUGAAAAGAGACAGUCACGAAAGGAGGAGAGAAAAGAACGGGGUUCAAAGGAAUCCGCAAAUGCUGAAAGAGAGGACAAGAAAGGACGAGAGUCACCUUCGACACAGAAGGAGCAGGACUCUAAAGAUGGCGAGACUGUGCCAGCAGAAGAGCAGAAUCACGGCGGAGGCGGAUUGCAGACGCCUACGGAGGACCAGAAAGCGGAGAAAACAGAAAAUGAGGACACUGUCAAAAGCAGACCCAUGUCCAGAAAAGAGUCCAAGUCUAAGGAUGCAAAAAAAAAUAAAAACGAGGUCAAGCCUGCAGAGACCGAGAAACAGCAAAGAGAAUCCUCAAAAGACAACUCGGAAGGCAGUUCCAAAUCAAAAGAAAAACCCAGUACAGCUCGCGAAAGAAGGCCAAAAGAUGCCUCCCUUAGGAAUCCCCACAACCCGCGGUACGUGCGCGAUGGCGAGCCGCCUGUCCGUGGUAGAGGCAGAAGCAGGGGCCGUGGUGGCCGUGGCGUGAAUAUGCGGCCGAACGAGGGAACUACGCCAGCAGAGAAUUGGGAGAGAGGAGACAAGCUUAGAGAGCUGAGCACGGACCAGAACUCCAAUGCCAAAGAAACGUCGGUGAAACAAACGGAAACUGAAGCUAAGAAGGCUGUCGAGGAUGACUCCCAAGCAGAAACCGAGAAAACAUCGAGAUCGUUUCGCAGGGGACGUUUUGGCGGACGAGGACGCGGACGUUUUGCAACGCACCAGUACACCAGCUUGAAGUAUGUCAAGCCGGGUCUUGCCCGCAACGGGGAGCCGUUGAAGCAGAAUGAGAAGGAGACUUAG